Messenger RNA from Andrographis paniculata, 279 nucleotides. RefSeq lists its product as uncharacterized. The record is from RefSeq and is a predicted model, not a curated record. The coding region runs from base 1 to 279 and encodes 92 amino acids. The transcript is spliced from 3 exons. Lineage: Eukaryota; Viridiplantae; Streptophyta; Magnoliopsida; Lamiales; Acanthaceae.
AUGGCGUCACCGCCGCGGGAUCUCGCUCCUCCGUCCGUCGUCGAGUCUCAGCUCUCUUCACUCGUUUACGAUCUCUCCCAGCAAAUGCAAAUCGCCAUGGACAACAUGCUUAAAAUGAUAAAUGAAAUCGAUGCAAAAUCUGCGGGGAUAACCGGAGAGAUGGAUAAGUCCAGAGAAUCUGCACUGGAAAGGAAGAUUGCCUUAGAAGAGGAGAAAAAUCAGUUCCAAAAAGCUGCUUUUGCUGUUUUUGAUAUGCUCAAUAGUCAUGGCAACAGCUGA